UCUACACUCCUGUCAUAUAGAAAAAAACCAGUCAUACUUUCUUUGUGGAACUCAAUUGAGAAGAAUGAAGGUCGUUUGCUGGAUCAAAUAUGUGAGACGGGACCACUAAUAUUUGCUAUGCGUGUCAAAGUGACUACCUUUAACGGUCUAUCAUUAAGCACGAGAAUGGGCUCUGCAAUCAUGAUUAAUCCACCUGUGACAGAAGAUCUUCAGCUGCAGAAAUGGUACAAUAAGAACAAAACAGAACUUAAGGAAUUACUUCAAAAGAAAGCGUACAAAGACACUGAGAUUUUACUUCCAUAUCCAGAAGAGAAAGACAUAGUUCCUAUCGCUAAAGCAAUCGCAAACUUCAAAUAUCGGAAAGCAACAUGGAUAAGAGGCAGGCUGCGUUUACCAACCCAAGAUAGAAGCUUCUCACACACACCAUGUUCAAAUUGCUUAAAAUCAGUUGAAGCAGACAUGAACUGGAAAAUCAAAUGCCAAUCAUGUAAAAUGGACUCCGAGAUACAAGUAAUCUUGAGAGCUACAGUUGAUAUUGAUGAUGGAACUGCAUCAAUUCGUGUAUGUAUAUCAAACCCAGACAUCCAAAAGUUCAUUCCAUUUACACCAAAUGCAGUGAAGGAGGCUGAAGAUAGUGGAAAGGAUAUGCACGAUUUAAUAGCAGCAUCCAUUCAAACCAUGUCAGUUGUUGGAUUCAUACGUUCAUCUGAGACAACAUACAACCAACAAUCUACCACAAGAAUUAGUAUUGUUAAAGCACACAAGGUCACAAACAAUGCAUUUCUGGCAUCAACUGUUGCUGCAGAAACACAGGGUUCCAAACAGCCACACACCCUCGGUCAAGGAACAUCCAAAGAAGAGGCGACACAAACCCACACAUCCAACAACACAUACCCAGCAGCCAUUGGUAAUGAAGCAACACAAGAACUGAAACACCCACCAACAGUUAGUGAAGGAACAAGCAAAGGAGAGCCCCCAAGUGAAGGAGCACUUAAACGAAAGCAUCCACAAUCUGAAGCAUACAAGGAGACAGAAAGUUUGGAUGGUAAAACACCAAGGGAAACCAAGAAGAUUAAAUAAACAUGGAAGGAAGAACCCAUGUCCCAAGUCUUUUGCGUUUUGAAAAUCCAUCGUAACUAUGUAGCAAAAAUCGCUGAUGGCGGACCAUCCUUGAAGAUAGGAAUUCGCAAGAUCUUUACUUUUUUGUAAAUCGCUUCAGUUGUUUGUCUUUUAAAAUGUACAUGCAUGUGAAGCAUUAUGUUGUCUAGAAACAUCAGACCUGUAAAGGCCAUCCUUCAAACUAGGAUCUCGCAACACCUUUUGUUUAAUUAUGUAAACCGCUUCAACUGUUUAAGUGUUUGAAAUAUUGCUGUGAAGCAAUAUGUUGUGUACAAACAUCAUAUCUGCAAAUAAACUGUGCUACU
This is a messenger RNA of Lactuca sativa (garden lettuce), 1424 nucleotides long. Its product is annotated as replication protein A 70 kDa DNA-binding subunit B. The record is from RefSeq and is a predicted model, not a curated record. Lineage: Eukaryota; Viridiplantae; Streptophyta; Magnoliopsida; Asterales; Asteraceae.